Messenger RNA from Neogale vison (American mink), 960 nucleotides. It is a transcript of the gene PRSS55, whose product is annotated as serine protease 55. The transcript has 5 exons. Gene Ontology annotation, molecular function: serine-type endopeptidase activity. Bases 1 to 960 code for a protein of 319 amino acids. The record is from RefSeq and is a predicted model, not a curated record. Gene Ontology annotation, biological process: proteolysis. NCBI's taxonomy places the organism in Eukaryota, Metazoa, Chordata, Mammalia, Carnivora, Mustelidae.
AUGCUCCUGUUAUCAAUUCUGCUGCUCAUGUUCCAAGUCAAAGGCGUACAUUUUGAAUGUGGUAAAAGACCAAUUUUUGAAGAAGGAGCUCAGUAUUCCAAAAUCAUAGGGGGGAUGGAGGCUGAGGUGGGUGAGUUCCCGUGGCAGGUGAGUAUUCAGGCAAGAAAUGAACAUUUCUGUGGCGGCUCAAUCAUCAACAAGUGGUGGAUUGUCACUGCUGCUCACUGUUUAAUUUUUGAAGAGCUACUUCCAACAGACUUGAGCGUUGUGUUGGGAAGCAAUGACUUAAGCAGCUCACCCCUGGAAAUAAAGGGGGUUACCAGCAUAGUUCUUCACAAGGAAUUUCGAAGACUCAACAUGGACAAUGAUAUCGCCUUGCUGCUCUUGGACUCACCCAUCAGGUUCAAUGGACUGACAGAGCCCAUCUGCAUACCCGGAAAGCCCAGCCCUUCUGUGUGGCACAAAUGCUGGGUGGCAGGAUGGGGUCAGACCAACAGUGAUGAUAAAAGCUCUGUGAAAACUGAUCUGAUGAAAGUGCCAAUGAUCAUCAUGGAUUGGGAGAAAUGCUCAGAAGCAUUUCCAAAACUUACCAAGAAUAUGCUGUGUGCUGGCUAUCAGAAUGAGAGUUUUGAUGCUUGCCAGGGUGACAGUGGGGGCCCUCUGGUCUGCACCACAGAGUCGGACAAGACCUGGUAUCAGGUGGGCAUUAUCAGCUGGGGCAAGAGCUGUGGACAGAAAAACACACCAGGAAUAUACACCUUGUUAGAAAAUUACAACCUCUGGAUUAAGAAAGUGACUGAGAUAGAGGGAAGGCCCUUUGAUGCUGAGGAAAUGAAAGCUCCUCCCAAUAGGAAACAAAUGAGGUCCCAUGCUGCAGAAUUUCCAGAGCCAGGAAGCCCCAGAUUCUGGAUCCUGAUUUCACUUCUGUCCUACGUGAUAUGCUGGGACAUUUUCUACUGA